AAAAAAGAAGAAAAGUAUCAUCCUCUUCCUUGCACCACCAAACAAUCUAAACAAAUUGUCCUCCGCGAGGGUACAGGCCGGGACAGAUGAUUUCUUGUAAGGCGACUAAAUCGCCUACAUCUGAGCUCGGAUGGUACCUCGCUCUCCCGUCGCACGAGAUAAACAAGUUGGUACCUGAUUGUUUUUCUCGCUGUUGGGCAUCUGAUUGUAUGGUAAUGAUGUCACUAUACGGUUACACACACACACGCGAAACCCUAGGGACUCCAGCUCGGGGCAUCCAGUGAUCUCAACGCUUGUCAGGGGAAGGGGUCGGACAGGGAGGGGGAAGGGUUGGAGGGUUAGGGAGAAGACAAUUAGGCAACGUGGAGGGAACAUGCACAAGCUCCGCAGACCUCAAGCGCGUGGACAGAAUCAAGUUUCUCGUGAGAACUCGAGUGCAAGCACCGUCAGAUAAAAAACCAAUUCGCCGUACUAGGCUGCCCCAAGCCCUGAGUGUCAUGGCGGUCACGUCUAGUCACGCAGUCUUGGCGGUCACGGCUAGCCAAUGAGGAAUCACCGACGAACCGUUAUCGUCGUUGGCCACUUUCAUGGCUGGUCCCAAGCUGUUUCCCAACAGGGUCUCCCUUGCCACCCAGCCACCCCGUCACCCAAUUGGAGCAGCGUCUUGUCCACUCAGGGUUGGUGACAGAAGCAGUCGGGUGUGUCCAACCUGCUUCUGUCCACUCCUGGGAGAGUGAAGGGGGGCAUAGAGAUGACAGUGGUGACAGGCCUUACGACCUUUCUGGAUACGGUGUCGCUGCGACUGUAGCGUACUCUACAAACGACAGGCACGUGAGAACAUAAAUACACGCCUUCCGGUAGUAGUUGUGCUCUCUCUGUCUCUCUCUCUCGUCCAAUGCUACUUUGUACUUUCUGCGACGAGGUGUGGCUUGACCUUGAUGACGACACUGAGGACAGCGUGUCACCACGCGCGCGCGGCGAGUGCCCGUGUUUAUUUUCGUGAGAUCAGCCAGCGUCGUGACAGCGUGGCCAGCGUGCUCCACUGUGUCUGCGGUGCGACCACCACGAGCUAGGACGACGACCGACGUGAACAGGACACUCACUCACUCAUCGCCGUUCACCUCCCCCCCGAACCUUUUCCCCCCCAUCAUCAACGCUUCUCCACUCGACAGCGGCGGGGACUACUUAUUUUCAACCCCUCACCCCACUUCCCACCGUUCUGGCCUCUCUCUCUCUACAAACAACGUCCUCAACUCUGCUUGACGAAACAUUCGCCGACGUACGCACCACCACCACCAGUCGCUGCACAGCAUCAAGGGCAGAACGAGGGACUCCGCGCUAGCUCAGCUGAGCGCAAGCCACGCUGUUGACUGUUUAAUGUUCUGAGUUGAGGACCUCCAACCUCUCUCUCUCCCCCGUUCCCUCCAACCACACAAACAACAAUUUGGUGUCUCGCUCGGUGACGUGAGUCAGCUUUAUUUAAAAAAAAAAAAAAAGACGAGCAACAGGAAGAGAAUGAACAAGCCGUGGGAAUGUGGAGCGUGAUACACAGGUGUGAACUCCAACAGCGACUCUCCACACACAUACUCGGAGCGGCUGCAUCGGACAGGUGUACUGCUAAGGUUACCAUACCUACAUUAACUUCAAUAACAGUGCGAUGACGUAAGGCUUGUCCAGGUGUGAUAUUCUGCUGAUGCUACUUUCUCAACAAGCUUCCUGAAUGAGCUGAAUAGUCUCGGCGCAGAAGCGGAGAACAGGACGUCAGUGUAAAGUGUAAACAAACAGUCGAUCAAAAGAGACAGCCAAUCACCAGUCAGCGCGGCUCAAGAUCAAAGUGUGAAGUACGACCCUCGGCAAGAUUCUUGUUUCGGGUUAAAGACCAAAAGGUCAGUCGCCCGGUCAUGAUGGAAGACUUCCUCCCUCUCGUCUCCAGCCUGGAGCGGGAGCAGCACACACUGCAGCGCCUCAACUCCGCGGGCGAGGAGAGUAACUCCAGUGGCGACGACGGCUUCGCCAGUCACAGUCCGUCCAGCAACAUGAGUCUGGACAGCGUUGACGACAUCGCCCUCGACUACUUCUUUCUCGCAGGGCCUGUCGGACGAGUGCAUAACCCGCAGCAUCCGCAACAGCAGCAGCAGCAGCAAAUCCCGCAGGACCAUUCUGACUAUCACGACCAUCAACACCAGGGCAGUCUGAGCAGGCUGGACCAGAUCGCCUUCGCCUACUCAGGCAACAUCCCCAUCUCGCCAGUCACUGUCUGCAGCGCCUACAACGACGUCGACUUCCUGUCAGCCUUCGAUUCCGGAAAGGACGUUGUCUUCGCCUCCAGCCCCGAAUGCACGCAAGAUGUCUUCAGCGACCUCGACACCAUCGACCUCUUCAGCGGCGGACCAACAUCAGCGUCCUCAACAGCGUGCCUGUCAAGGUCCGCUCCGCCAAGAUCGCCUCCGCGGGAUCCCCCUCCGCCUUCUCCUCCUCCUCUUCGCCUUCCUUCUCGCCUUUCCUCGCCCAGCUCGUCGCUGUCCACCUCUCCGUCGUGCAAAGACAAGGUGGACGACAAGAUUUACCACUGCAACUACGCCGGCUGCAACAAGGUGUACAGCAAGAGCUCGCACCUGAAGGCGCACCUGCGCCGCCAUACCGGCGAGAAGCCGUUCGUGUGCACGUGGAGCGGGUGCGACUGGAAGUUCUCGCGCUCCGACGAACUGGCGCGUCACAAACGCUCGCACUCGGGGGACAAGCCGUACCCGUGCAAAAUCUGCGAGAAACGCUUCUCGCGCUCCGACCACCUGUCGAAACACCUGAAAGUCCACCGCAAGAUCAGGUGACGAGAGUGACUCUAGCUGCUGGUCAACUGUUGUGGCGAAAGUCUCAACCGCUGACACUUGACUACUAAGCAAUUGAUUCCAUCCAUUACCGAGCCAGUUUUUUUUUUAAUUAUAUAAAAAAAAAAAAUAAGUCCAGCCAUUCCAUUGUUUGUAAAUUGAUGCUAACCGAACUUCAUGGAGUCGUUGUCGUGUGUUUGCUUUUCAUGGCUGCCAAAACACAGCAUUUUCUAUUUUGUUUUCAUUUUAAUGUAGAUGAGUGUGAGUUUUUUUUUUAUAAGCAGAUAAAAUUGAGAGAAAGGGGUUUGCUCCCUGUGGGGCUACUGUUUUAUGCUUUGUCGACAUGCAUGCCUGAUUUAUUCGAGUAUAACUUGACGACUGAUGAAAUGUUUUAACACGCACCAUGUGCUCUCCAGGCCCAGGUUGUAAAUAUUGUAGAAGUUUGAGAGAAAUGUUUCCAUGUAUGUUUGGAAUCCGUCAGAAGUUUUCAUCAUGAAUGGUAUGGCUGUCAGUUCUAGACCAAGAAAUCAUGGAAAUCGUUUGGUAUUUUUUUUUUUUUUACAGAGGUACUGUCACAAUUGUCACAGCAAAUGAUAGUCAGUAAAUGAAUAUGAAAUAUUAAAAUUGUGAGAAAACUUAAGCUGUUCUGAACUAUCUCUUAAAAAACUUAAAUCCUGCAAAAUUCGCACAUUUUUAAAUGAAAUAUUUUGGGGAAACCUUGAAAUACUAUUUGUUCCUUUGGCUUAGUAAAGUUCCGAAGAUGAUGGUGAUUACAAAUAAUUACUGAAUUGUUUUAUUCUGUGCCAGUUACUCAUAUUUGUCAAUGAUUUCUCUGUGAUAAGUUGUCGGUAAUCCAUGCGUGUCGCAGCGACUGAAAUGGUUUGGGAGUCUUUAGCGUAAAAUCUGGCAAAGUUUUCAUUCCUUUUCUUAAAAAAAAACAAAUAAAAAAAAAAUAAAUAAAUAAAACCACCAAAACCAAACAAUUAAUGGAGCUUGUCGUCAUUAGCACGGUUUUAUCUUUAAUUCUGUGCAUUUCAAGAAGGCUGGGACAAAAUGGCAAAUCGUGUACAGACAUCUUAUCUGUGUAUACAUAAAAUAUUGAAAUACUUUGUAUUGUGUGUACUUAGCUCUCCUCCGCUUGUCGAGGGGACAUCACUACUGCACGCCUCACAGCUUCCAGACUGUUGAUAACUCGUGCACCUGUGACUGCCCCCCUCUCCUCUCUACCUUCCCCUCCUGUUGUACAGGUGGUGAGUAAAGCUGCACAGUCUACCUGCAGACCUCUUGUCAGUAUUCAUGCGCUUCACUGGUCACCAUAGCAACAAGUGCCGCUCCAGCAAAGUGACUUCUGAGAGAAAAAAUGUUUAAAAUUAACUCCUCCGGUAAUGACUAUUUUGUUUGUUUAUUUUCUGCGUGUGAAAAACGUGGUGAUCUCAGAGCUGGCCUUCACGUGUCUGUUCAUGACCCGACAAAGACAUCAAAGCGCCGACAGGUGGAGCUAAUUGGGAUCAUCCUUACUCGGACAAUGAAAGAAGUGCAGGUGUUUGUGCCGCUCUUGUAACCAGGCAACGAUGUUACAGUUAUCACUACCACACCGUUGCAUGGCAAGGAGUUUUUUCUAUGGUUUUUGCAUAGCAUUCCCUUCGACGAAAAAAAUUGUACGUAUUGUUUGGAAAUGCGAAUGUUUCUUGAAUGUUUUUGUUAAUUAUUACCUGUUCAUUAUCUUAUGAUAAUGCGAUUGUGGUGAGUAUAAAUGUACUCAGUGACCUAGUGAGUUGUUAUGUUGUCAUAUACUGUUACUUUGACUGAAGAUUUGAUGCAGUGGGAUUAUACAUCUCGUUUGGUGUCAGACUACCAGAGCAGCGAAUUAGGAAAUUACUUUCCCAAUUCUUCUUUGUCAUGAAAUCACUGAUUUACGAAGCUUCUGACUUACAACCCAUGAUCCAAUGCUAGACAUAAGAUGUCCUGUAUGAUGGCAGCUCAACGGUUAUGGCUCUUCAUGGUUCACUCCAUCUCUUCAUGUCAUAACAUUUUCACUCGGAUGACAUUCCAGUUGUUUUAAACCGGAUCAUCAGCUGCAAAUCGCCGCCAUUUGUGUCAGAAAUACAAACUUUGCAAAAAAUCUUUCUCGUUUCUAAUUUAUUCCUUGAACCUUUAACAAUCCAUCCUAAUUUAAAGAAAGGAAAACACUGAUAGCUGAGACAUAACCGCGAACGUUCGAGAAGGAAGACCUGUCUUAUCUUUCAAUCACAGAUGCGGAACGUGCGAUAGUGACUGGUUGAGCAUUUUCAGGAGGGUUUUAUGGGCUCUCCUAUUAUCAUUGGCCAAUUUUAGUUUAUAGAACUAACGAUAGAACACGCUUAGCAACCCAACUAAAGUGUAUUGUAUUUUUUAUGAGAAGCUUAUCGCCGCUAGUUUGAUGAUUAUGUCCAAAGCAGAUAAGAAGUAGAUGUGUCUUCAUACACCUGUGUGAUGAAGAAAAGAGAAACGAAAGGGAAGAAAGGCCGUGUGCGGUGGGUAGGGGGAGAAGAAUGACUUUUCAAAGACUUUGUUUUCAGGUGCGCUGACUAACAUUGUUUCCAACUAAUGAGCUUAGUAUCCAGCAGUGUGUCAGUUUCUAAGAGACUUAAAUAGUGAUAUAAGAAAAAUUUGACACUGAGAUGCGAGAAGGCUUGAGUCUAAUCUUAGUGCAGACCGUCCGCCUGUACAUUGCUUACAAUGCCGCAGUAUGCGGGUUUCCAUUGAUUGGACGGUAUAAUUAGGAGACAUGUAACCACCGUUCUCUCAUUCUGCAAGUGUCCUUGUCGAAAAAGAAGCAGAGUGCAGUAUACGUAUACUGUGAAUGUACACGUUUAAACUCUCUUUUCUCAUUCCUCUUGUUAUCAGCCUCUUCCGAGCUAAUUAUCGAUAAAGGACAUGUGAUUGUUAGCGCGUACACCGGAGGAAAGGGAACUUGGGAAUCGCGUUCACUAGUCUACACUGGAGUUACUGUCCUUCAUCUCUACUCACGUGAUACAGAUAAACUGAUGGCCUGUCAUCCAUGUUGUCGCUAUUGAAACAGCGCCGCUGUUGUUACGGAUGAACUUGUGACCUUAGCUUCUUGGGGACAAAUAUUUCAGAUAAACCCCUUGAUUGUUGAGCACCGUAACUGUUUAUCUUUAAUUUGCAAGAGUUUCAAGCAGAGUUUCUAUAUUUCAUGUACAAAUCGCGUUUAUUUCGUAGCCUCACAAAUUCUUUCCUUCAAUUUUAAUUAAGCUAAAAAUAAAAGUGUUUCGUUUCCACCCUAUUAUAGCUUUGAGUUAACAUUCAUUGUUAAUCACACCUCAGUCCUUAUAGAACAAGCUUCUGCUGUGAAAUCUGCAUAAUAGGAAAGGUAAACUACCUGUUUGUAUGAGAGUUCACGACCUUCCACAGGUGUCUGAAAUUCUUGUUCGUUCACACCUACCCCGAACCUUCUCCCCGUCUCUUCCCCUUGCAUCAGCAGUGUACCUGUCGUCCCCAAACUCGCACUAUCCUUGUCUUUCUCUUCUAAUCUUCUUCGCCAAAGUUUGAAUACUGUCCAUUGCGCAACCUCUCUAUAUCAGUGCAUGUUUUGAAAACAUUCUCAACUGUCAUGGACUCCCCUGUAACCCGGCCUCUCUCCGUUAAUCUUUAAUCUGCGUUCAUCUCUAAUCAGGCGACUCACCUACGUAGGUGUACUUAUCGACCGAGCGCACUCCAAGCGUAUCAUCGACUGCGGACUCUGUGUUUGCCAGGUAGCAAAUGAGAUUAUUCAGGGAUUUUCGACGAUAGCCCGCUUUCGUCGAUCACGACGAUGACCCCAAUGGCAGGCCGUAUUGUCUCGUCAAGUGUCCAGAUAUAUAUUCACAUGUGAUCAGAGCUGGGUGUACAGAUAAACCGGGUACCCCGUGAUCGCAAGGCCUUUUGCAGGUGUGAUAAUAAUUCAGGUAUCGGCGAGGCAGGCAGAUAGAUAACCGGGUGUCGCGGCCAUAGGAUCAGUACACGUGGAGAACUUUUCGGGAAUUGACCAAUUAUCUACAUAAAAUCUGAAAAUUUUAACAUUUAAAUUAUUUUAUUACUAACUGAUUUAAUUAUAUGCAGCUUGCGAAAUUCUAGUGUGAGAAGUUCUAUAGCGAUGGUGUUCACACCCAGUUUGCGAAGUUGAUAGUCUUAGCUUAGGAAACUUUUACUGAUAUAUUUAAAUAAUUAUACUAACAUUAUGCAAUGUUGUCACAACUGUAAAAUAAGUAUUAACAUACCGAGAGUUUACACCACGUCGUUUUUGUAUAUUUUGAGAGAUGUUAUUAUUAAUUAGUUUGCGUUAGUGACAUAUGUAAAUAAAGCUGACAAACAACUCAUUUAUUUUGUGAGGUUUAACGCAGAAAAUUAAAUAACAUGUAAAUUCUGUGGCGAUAAACAGUCGUCGUUAGAAAGACAGAACCUCGACCUUUGCCCCAAUAUCAUAAGUAACAGAGAGAGAGAGAAAGUACUAUGAAUUAACUAUAAAUAGCCGAGAACAAUCGGAAAUAUUUUCACCUGUGGUGGAUAAAUAAGCUCAUUGGAGAUGAAGACACAACGGGGAGAAUUUUUUUAAAUCGAUGAAUAGGUUCGGCGUUAGAGUUUUAUUCUGUUUUGUAAAAAGUAAUCGCUGGGUUUAAAUGAUGUAAUAUAACAAUAGAGGUCUCUAUUGGUAUUAAACUCCCCUCAACCUAACUGAAAAUAGCUUUACACAGUCGUCUGGUCUGCAGCUCCAGAAGUCAUAGCAUCUCCAGCAUCCCAUCCCAUGACAACACGACGGUCAUCCAAGCAGCGUCCAUAGCAACCAUAGCACAGUCUUGCUACCGGCGGUCAUCAGAGUUCAUUGGUAACUGCCACUAAUCAGAGUCCAUAGCAACCUACUAUUUUUUGUUAUCAGCAUCUAUUGCAACACUAGUAACUGCCAUUAAUCGGCGUAAAUAACAAUCGUUGGGAACUGUUGCCAUUCAGCCUUGUCUCCUAUCUUAUGUUUAUUUGUCCUCCGAACUCUUUCUGUUCCUCCUGAAGCUCGAUUCUGGAAGUGAACUGAACUCUUGUUCUGAGGCACAGAAUCAGACACAAAUAUUCUAAUGUUACAAUACCGACAAAAGUUUCACUUCAAUGUUAAAAUAUAAGAUUUCUGUAAACAUGUUUACAUUCUGAAGCAAGUCUUGAUGACCACUUGUGCGUGCGUGUGGAAGGUUCAUGCGUGCGAGCGUGAGUGAUCAAAUGUUGUCAUGACAAUGUUGCCAACUUCCAAUGUCUGUAUUCUGAAGGCGGCUCUGUCUGAAGACAUGCAAUCUGGCAUGAGAUGCCAAGUGUAAGCACGGUGCCCAGUAUUCUGCUUUAUGUGACUGUGGAGUGAGCGGAGUUGUGACACAGUGCCUUACACCAGCUCUGCAAAUACUAUUUUCUCUUGCCGAACGAUGUGUGAAGAAUUCCUGAAAGUUAAUAUUUUACAAAGUUUUUUAUGAAAAUAAAGAAAUGAAAUGAUU
Messenger RNA from Pomacea canaliculata, 8335 nucleotides. RefSeq names its product Krueppel-like factor 16. Lineage: Eukaryota; Metazoa; Mollusca; Gastropoda; Architaenioglossa; Ampullariidae. The record is from RefSeq and is a predicted model, not a curated record. The transcript has 4 exons. Gene Ontology annotation, molecular function: RNA polymerase II cis-regulatory region sequence-specific DNA binding; DNA-binding transcription factor activity, RNA polymerase II-specific. The coding region runs from base 1902 to 2828 and encodes 308 amino acids. Gene Ontology annotation, biological process: regulation of transcription by RNA polymerase II.